GCUGCGCGCGACGAUCGUUCGAUAUAUAAGACGCGCACGUGUUUCUAUACUUUCAGUGAACAUUAGACGAUUACUGUUCAUUAUUUAUUCACAAUUAUUAUCAUUCGAAUAUAUUCUAUUCGAUUGAUUUGUUUUAUAGAAAGAAAAAAAAAUAGAAGUAUUUAAUAAUAUUAUUUGAAGAAGGAGAAACUUUUUAACAUGUAGUAGUGUCGACUGGAAUCAUUUAAUUGACGAAUCAGUGCUCUCUUUGUCGGUAACAAAAUAGAAAAAGAGACCUUUAAAGCGGAAGUGUACUCAUGUAAGAAAGAUAUUGUCAUUGAACGAACCAGGAUGUUAGGUGUUUCUUGUACCAGUAUUGGCCUCGCACUUGUUCUACUAUUGGUAAUAAUAUGCACCUUAAACGAAGGUUUCAGAUAUAGAGCGAAAUUUCUGAUCUUUGGAUUAGAAUGUCUAGUUUAUACACUUAUUUAUUUGCCAUUUAUGUUUUUCAAUAUCAGAUCUUGGAAGAAUGCGUUGGUACCUGCAUGGCUUUUAAGUAAAUCAUCUUAUAAAGUAUUAGGAAUAGAUUACGAGGUACGUGGUAAAGAAAAUAUCGUUCGUGAUUCUGGUUGUAUCGUUUUGAUAAAUCAUCAGAGUAUGUUGGAUUUGGGAGUAUUGGCAGAAUUGUGGCUAGUUAUGGAUAGGUGUACGGUUAUAUCAAAGAAAGAAAUUUUAUAUUUUGGACCAUUUGGUCUUGCUGCAUGGCUAUGGGGUACAAUUUUUAUUGACAGAAAUAAUUCAAAUAAAUCGCGUGAUGCUAUCAAUUCAACGUGUCAAUAUAUACAAGAUUCUAAAAUGAAGGUAUUAUUUUUCCCAGAAGGCAAACGACAUAGCAAUAAUACAUUGAUACCUUUCAAAAAAGGACCUUUUCAUUUAGCUAUAACGUCACAAGUACCAAUUUUACCUGUGGUCGUAUCAAAAUAUUACUUCUUGCAUAGUAAAUCAAAGAAAUUUAAUUCUGGUACUAGCUAUAUUACAAUUUUACCACCAAUUUCAACAAAAAACAUGACCAAAGAUAACAUACAAGAAUUAAUGGAUAAAUCUUACGAAGCUAUGAAUACAGCGUUCGUUCAAAGCUCACAAGAGGCUCUUACAAAACACAUGGAGUGUUUACAGAAUGAUUAACGGAGAAUUCAAUUACAUACUUUAUACUUGAGACAUUCUCAAUAACAUUUCAUUUUUAUAUUCACAAAUCUCUUCCGAUUGCAUAAAAGGAGUAGAAUUAAUGAUGAACGAUAUUAUAUAUUUGGAUAUAUAUAUAUAUCGGAUAAUGUACCUGCACGAGAAAAUAUCACUCCUUUAUUUUUUAUCAAUUAAUUAAAUUAUAUUGUUAAGAAAUUUUUAUUAUUAUAAAAAUUAUAUUAAAAAUGUUAAUAUGAAAAUCUAUUUAAAAAAAAAAAAAAAAAAAUCACGAAUGUUGUUCAAAUAACGUUGAUUCAUAAUUUGAACGUUGUUUAAUAAUUCCAUAAAUUGUUUCUUUAUAAUAAAAAAAAAAAGAAGAAAGAAAUCUAUGAAAUAAUGUGUGAUAAAAUAUAAUAAUAAUAAUAAUAUAUGAAAAGUUAUACGCUUAGAAAGACAUCUUGCUUUAAAUAGGGGAGAAAUAUUUAUCUAUCGAUCCGUCUUCUGAAAAUAGUCUUAUCAUAUUAUGGUGUUAUUAUUAUUACAAUCUAUCGGCGAAAGUAGUAAGAGCGUUAAUAAUAUGUUAUGCCUUCAAUAUGUGAAUUUUGAUAUUUAUAAAAUAUCCUAUUAUUCGUUUGAAAGAAAGGAUGAUGACGAUGAUAAUAAUAUUAGAACCGGUGUUGUUAUUAUAUCGAUGAUAUUGAGAGUAAAUAUUUUUAAAAUGUCAA
Molecule: messenger RNA, 1886 nt
Organism: Polistes dominula (European paper wasp)
Lineage: Eukaryota; Metazoa; Arthropoda; Insecta; Hymenoptera; Vespidae
Product: 1-Acylglycerol-3-phosphate O-acyltransferase 2
Biological process (GO): phosphatidic acid biosynthetic process
Cellular component (GO): endoplasmic reticulum; membrane
Molecular function (GO): 1-acylglycerol-3-phosphate O-acyltransferase activity
Source: RefSeq, a predicted model, not a curated record